This is a messenger RNA of Homo sapiens (human), 4786 nucleotides long. It is a transcript of the gene CCDC138, whose product is annotated as coiled-coil domain containing 138. The transcript has 13 exons. Lineage: Eukaryota; Metazoa; Chordata; Mammalia; Primates; Hominidae. The record is from RefSeq and is a predicted model, not a curated record. Bases 53 to 1642 code for a protein of 529 amino acids.
GCGGGUUUGAUGAACGCGGUUCCCGGGGAGACUGGUACGGUUGCUGUGUGCUAUGGAGCCGAGGGUCGUCAAGCCACCGGGGCAGGAUUUAGUAGUGGAGAGUCUCAAAAGCCGCUACGGACUCGGGGGCAGCUGCCCCGACGAGGUGAAGCCGCCGCCUGAGUAUGAUUUUUCAAAUUUUUAUCAGUCUAAGUAUAAGAGAAGAACUCUAACCUCCCCAGGUGAUUUGGAUAUCUACUCUGGAGAUAAAGUUGGUUCAUCGUUAAAAUAUUCUGAUGAAAGCAAGCAUUGUAGAACACCAUUGGGCAGCUUAUUCAAGCACGUAAAUGUGAAUUGCCUAGAUGAUGAACUGGAUUCUUUCCAUGAUUUGAAGAAACAGGAAACAGAAGAAGAGUUAAUUGAAAAUGAUUAUAGAGUUAGUACCUCGAAAAUAACCAAGCAGUCUUUUAAAGAAAUAGAAAAAGUUGCCUUGCCAACUAAUACGACCUCAUCGAGACCUCGGACUGAGUGUUGUAGUGAUGCAGGUGACUCUCCUUUGAAACCUGUCAGCUGUCCAAAAUCUAAAGCAUCAGACAAGCGGAGUUUACUUCCACAUCAGAUCAGUCAGAUAUAUGACGAAUUAUUUCAGAUACAUCUGAAAUUGCAGUGUGAAACUGCAGCACAACAGAAAUUUGCUGAAGAACUUCAAAAGCGAGAACGUUUUUUACUUGAAAGAGAACAACUGCUUUUCAGACAUGAAAAUGCCUUGAGUAAAAUUAAAGGUGUUGAAGAAGAGGUUCUUACAAGAUUUCAAAUUAUAAAAGAGCAGCAUGAUGCAGAAGUUGAACACUUAACCGAAGUUCUUAAGGAAAAGAAUAAAGAAACCAAGAGACUGAGGUCCUCUUUUGAUGCAUUGAAAGAAUUGAAUGAUACCUUAAAAAAACAGUUAAAUGAAGCAAGUGAAGAAAACAGGAAGAUAGACAUUCAGGCUAAAAGAGUUCAAGCUCGUUUAGAUAAUUUACAGAGGAAGUACGAGUUUAUGACAAUACAGAGAUUGAAAGGAAGUUCCCAUGCUGUUCAUGAAAUGAAAAGUUUAAAACAAGAAAAAGCACCAGUUUCAAAAACUUACAAGGUACCACUUAAUGGGCAAGUUUAUGAACUUUUAACUGUCUUCAUGGACUGGAUUUCGGAUCAUCAUCUUAGCAAAGUGAAACAUGAAGAAUCUGGAAUGGAUGGUAAAAAACCACAACUCAAAUUUGCUUCCCAGAGAAAUGAUAUUCAGGAGAAGUGUGUAAAGCUUUUGCCUCUAAUGACAGAGCAGCUACAGUGGAUGCCAUUUGUGAAUAUCAAACUUCACGAGCCUUUUGUAAAAUUUAUAUAUUGGUCCCUAAGGCAGCUAGAUGCUGGAGCACAGCACUCGACUAUGACAUCAACAUUGAGGAGAUUGGGUGAAGACAUUUUUAAAGGAGUGGUAACUAAAGGAAUUCAGGAUAAUUCUCCACAGCAUUCUGUGGAGAAUAAACCAAAGACAGCUGCUUUCUUUAAGAGCUCCAAUUUGCCAUUGAGAUUUUUAUCAACCUUAAUUGUUCUCAAAACAGUCACUCAAGUAGACACGGGGUUUCACCAUGUUCGCCAGGCUGGUCUCGAACUCCUGACCUCAUGAUCUGCCCGCCUCAACCUCCCAAAGUGCUGGGAUUACAGGCGUGAGCCACUGCGCCUGGCCAGUUGGUGAGUUUUGACACCACAGUGCUGUCUAGGGAAAACUCUUUAACUGUGUUUUUUCUCUACUCCCACAUGACAAUAAUCAUCCACACAGAAGAAGACUUCUGUGACAAAAUGUGUGGAGGUUUUUCCCCACAUACCAAGCAGCAGACACAAGCUGCUCCAAUUCACUUCUGACACGAUCCACCUGGAGAUAGUGUCAGAUCCCACAAGUUGGGCACUCAAGUCUCCAAGGCUGCCUCGUGCCACACCAGUUGCAAGUCCGGCCCUCUGGAACUUCUGACCAACUGGCUUCAAAUUGGGGUUCCUACAACCCCCUCUUUGGGUUUAAUUUGCUGGAGUAGCUCAUAGAACUCAGCGAAACACUUAACCAGUUUAUUAUAAAGGAUAUUGCAAAUGAUGUAGAUGAAGAGAGAGACAGAGCAAGGUAUAGGGGAAGGGGCAUGGAACUUCUGUCCCCUCCCUGGAGCACCACGCUCCAGAAAUCUCCAUAUGUCCAGCCGUCUGGAAGCUCUCUGAACCCAUUUCUCUGGGGUGUUUUGUUUUUUGUUGUUUGUUUGUUUGUUUUUGAGAUGGAGUUUUGCUCUUGUUGCCCAGGCUGGAGUGCAAUGGCGUGAUCUUGGCUUGCUGCAACCUCUGCCUCCCAGGUUCAAGCAAUUCUCCUGCCUCAGCCUCCCGAGUAGCUGGGCUUACAGGUGCCUGCCACCAUGCCCAGCUAAUUUUUGUACUUUUAGUAGAGAUGGGGUUUCACCACAUUGGCCAGGCUGGUGUUGAACUCCUGAAUUCAGGUGAUCCGCCCACCUCAGCCUCCCAAAAGUGCUGAUAUUACAGGCGUGAGCCACCGCGCCCGGCCUUUCUCUUGGGUUUUUAUGGAGGCUUCCUGACAUCACAAUUCUGUCCACCAGGAUAUAGGGCUGGACUCUCUCUGGGGAGGAUGUUAAGACCCACAAUCAGAAAGUCCAGGAAAGAUUAGAGUCCUGGCUUGGGCCAAGUGAAAGGAGGGCAGGAGAAGGUCAGAGACCUUCCCCUGAGGCCUAACACACCCAACAUCAUAACAAAGACUAAUGAGACGAAAACCUAUAUAUAUAUAUCAUAACACCACAGAUACUAAGCUCUUUAUACCUUAUCUCUGAAUACUAUUAUCCUCAUAUUAGUGAUGAGGUUUACAAAGGUAGAUAAUUGUGCCAAAACGAUACAAUCUGCAUUUGACAGAGCCUAAUUUAGCCUCUAUCAAUUGCUGAAGCCUACCUUCUUAAGCCUAUUUUAUGACUACCUAAGAGCAUGUACUUCCUGAGAUAACCAAAGAAAUAAACACCUACAUAGCACUUACUAUGUUAUAGGCCGAGCACUUUAUAUAUAUUAACUCAUUUAAUCCUCACAACAGUUCAUGAGAUGUCAAUAUUAUUAUUGUAAUUUUACAAAUGAGGAAAUUGAGGCAUAAAAAAGUUUAGCUGCACACAAUCAGUAUGUGAUGCUCAAUCUCUGAAAUAAAAUUUAACUGUAAGAUACAACUCUUCUUUAUGGAAAGAAAGGAACACUUGUACACUGUUUGUGGGAGUGUAAAUUAGUUCAGCCAUUGUGGAAGACAGUGUGGCAUUUCCUCAAAGACCUAAAGACAAAUGCCAUUCAACCCAACAAUCCCAUUACUGGGUAUAUACCCAAACUAAUAGAAAUUGUUCUAUUAUAAGGACACAUGCAUGUGUUGUGUUCAUUGCAGCACUGUUCACAAUAGCAAAGUCACGGAAUCAACCCAAAUGCCCAUCGAAGAUAACCUGGAUAAAGAAAAUGUGGUACAUAUACACUAUGGAAUACUAUGCAGCCAUUAAAAAGAAUGAGAUUAUGUCCUUUGCAGGGACAUGGAUGGACUUGGAGGCCGUUAUCCUUAACAGACUAAUGCAGGAACAGAAAAUCAAAUAACACAUGUUCUCAUUUAUAAGUGGGAGCUAAAUGAUGAGAACACAUGGAUACAUAAGGGGAACAACACACACUGGGGCCUAUCAGAGGGUGGGAGGAGGGACAGGAUCAGGAAAAAUAACUAAUGGGUACUAGUCUUAAUACCUGGGUGAUGAAAUAAUCUGUACAACAAACUCCUAUGACACAAGUGUACCUGUGUAACAAACCUGCACAGGUACCCCUGAACUAAAAUAAAAUAAAAAAACCCAACCAUUACAGAAGUAAAAUGAGCAAAUAUAAUGUGUCACUGAGAGGAUAUAGGCACAAUUUUGUUUGUAUCAAAGUUAAUAUUUUUGAAAUGCAUUCUGCUCACAAACAUCACCAAAAUACAUCAUAACCUUUCGUGAGAUCUACCUUAAGAAAUAAUUGCAAAAGUAAAAAUGUUCCAAGGUGUUAAUAUGCUGUUUGUAAUAAUGAGAAAAGAUAAAUAGCUGAUAGACCCACAAUCGGAAUAGUGAAGAAAAUGAACAUCAACCGAGUUCUUGGACUUUGCUGGCAUUGUUUUAGUCAUUGUACUUGAUUGUUUCAGAUUUAUUCCCUGCAAUAACUAUGAGGUAGGUCAUGGUGUCAUUUUUACAGAAGAGCAAACUGAGGGUCAGUCUAAUAUAAUUGACCCAGAUUUUUCUAGAAAUAUUGGGCCCUUAACCAUAUCAUGAGCAUAGUACAAUAUUAUAUGUCAUUAACAAUAAGUAUGGAGAUACAGAAAUCUAUGUGUAUUUUAAUUAAUAAAACCUUCAAUAUAUGUGUACCAAUUUAAUCUAGAAAUUGUUAAAAGAAGUUGUAGGAACUUUAUCUGAUAGAAUUAUUUGGUUUACUGAUAGCUUUCUUUUUUUUUUUUUUGAGAGAUGGGAUCUCACGCUAUCACUCAGGCUGGAAUGCAGUGGUGCAAGCAUAACUUACCACAACCUUGAACUCCUGGGCUCAAGCAGUCCUCUUGCCUCAGGCUUCCAAGUAGCUGGGACUACAGGCAUGCACUACGAUGACCAUCUAAUUUUUUAUUUUUUGUAGAGAUGAGCUCUUGCCAUGUUGCCCAAGCUGGUCUCAAACUCCUGGGCUGAAGCUGUCUUCCCCUCUUGGCCCCUCAAAGCAGUGGAGUUACAGGCACCAGCCAUCCCCAGCCAACUGUCUUCUA